Molecule: messenger RNA, 2675 nt
Organism: Trichobilharzia szidati
Lineage: Eukaryota; Metazoa; Platyhelminthes; Trematoda; Strigeidida; Schistosomatidae
Source: the annotation of a GenBank genome assembly
GGUCAGGUAAACCUACCUACUCAAAUAGGCAAAUUAUUGGUGGAUACACGCGUAUCUAGGUGACGUUGUGAACAUGCCUACAUAAGAUUACAAAUUGAUUCUGAACGAUAAAUAAAUAUCUCAUUUGCUUUGUCAAAAUUCUAUGUAAAGUUUUGAGAAACAUGAUAUUUUGCAUUUCACCUGUGGAUUACAUCAUAUAGACAAGGAUUCUCACAAUCUGUUAGUGUUCUACUCUCUCUCUCUCUCUGUUAGUUCCAGUAGACACUCAUUUUAUUUAAAAUACACGUUUAUGUAACUGUCACACUCAUGAAGCUGUAUUCAACUUUAAUCAAACAUAUUUCCUCUGUUUUCCUCAUUCAGUUAUUAUUGCUGUUGUUUGUCAAAUGCAAUGUCCCAUAUUAUAAUCAACAAUCAGUAAAACAGGCUGCUGGUAAUAUCCAUCCUUCAUUUAGACAAAGUAAUCCAAAUGCUCCAGUUUUAUCCUACAGUUCAUCAAAUCCAGUGAAUGCAGUCGGUCAGCCACAUGCAUCUGUUACACAAGGUCAAGAUCCAGGCAUUCCACCGGGUCUAUCUCUUGGCGACCCUGGAUUUGUUCCACCAACUGAUGGCAAUCGUUUACACGAUAGAAAUUUUGUUCCAGGGACGCAGAGCAUGGCGAAUAUUACAGAGACAAUAAAAACGAAUAAAGAUUCAACACCUCAAGAAGAGUCACGGUCGAAAUCUUCAAUGAGAGAUCGUAUUGUCAGUUUAAUUAUGUCAAAAUAUCGUAGUUAUGAACGUCCACCAGACGGUGGGAAUGCUACUAUAGUUACUGUCAAUAUGAAAGUAUUAGCUAUUUUUUCAAUUGAUGUACGUACAAUGGAUUAUAAUGUUGACUUAUUAUUAAGACAAGCAUGGCGUGAUCGUAGACUUUCAUGGCACGAAAUACCAGAAUUUCGUGAUUUCAAAGAGCCUUUAGUAUCACCCAAAUUAAAAGAGCAGUUAUGGUUACCUGAUUUAUUCUUUAGAAAUGGUAAAGAUGGCUAUUUGCAUAAGUUAACAUUGCCAAAUUAUUUAUUACGUGUUCAUCCUAAUGGAAAUGUGUUAUACAGUCAAAAGAUAACAAUGCGAUUCUCGUGUCAAAUGCAUCUACAAACAUUUCCUAUGGAUAGUCAAAGCUGUUACAUCGAUAUCGGUAGCUAUGGUUAUACACUGAAUGAACUCAAAUUUGUUUGGAAUGGUGAAAAGCCAGUUGAAUUGGGUGAAAAUCUUCAACUUUCUGAAUUUGAAACACCCGAAAAAUUUGAUGCACAUGAUUGUUCUUCUGGUUAUUCAACUUCUACAGGUCAGUAUGCAUGCUUGAAAGCGACAUUUGAACUACAACGACAGCUUGGCAGUUAUUUAGCCACAACAUAUGUACCGAAUGUGCUAAUUAUUAUGGUGUCAUGGUUAAGUUUUUGGGUGAAUGUUGACUCAGCUCCAGCCCGUGUUCCUUUAGGCUUGCUUAGUUUACUAGGCAUACUAACGCAAGCGAUUAGUGUUUCCUCUACUCUGCCAAGGGUGUCAUAUAUCAAAGCAAUUGAUAUAUGGAUGAUAUUCUCGAUUAUUUUUGUCAUUGGUGUACUGGUUGAAUAUGCUGUCGCCCUGACUCUUUUGCGGCGUAAACAGUCCGAGACAUGGCAUGAAGAUGUGAAGGAUAUUGUCAGAGAGGAGUUAGCACGUUGGUGUGCUAUCUGUCAACAACAACAAUUAGUUCAAUUGCAAAAUUCACAAGGUUUAACACGUGGUCAAAUGGAAUUCCGUGAAGAAUUAGAGCAUUUGUUAACGAACCAACUGAUUGAAGAAAGUAAAGAUAAGUCGAAGCCAAGGAGACCACCGGGGUUAGUUGAAUCGGAAGUUGACACUUACAGUCGUUUCUUAUUUCCAGCCUGUUUUGUCUUGUAUAAUUGUUUCUAUUGGUGUUAUUUCCUAGUGAUUGUGAACCAAAUUAGAAAGAGCGAUACGGACAAAAAUUAAAUAAUGCAGUCUUCAUUAUUUUAUGCUAUGUCGGUCAUUUAUUAUCAUUAUUAUAGUUAUUAUUAUUUAUUCUCCAUACUUUUUCUCCUUCUUCUUCUCCUGAUUUCUGCUUAUAACAGUUUUUUAACAUAAUUCCAGUCGAAUUGAGUUUGUUUCAGAAAAACAUGUAUAAACCUAUGCAUAGGACAACAGUAUCACAGUCAGUCAAGAGAAAACCAAGCCAACGACAGUAUCGGUUCUUUUGCUCAUACUGUGCAAUAGAGGAGGAGAUAUGUGUUGUGUCGUAAUAUAACUUCUUUUAUCGAAUAACCAUGUGCUGUGUGACAAUAUUAUACUACUUAUAACCUUCAAUAUACUUGUAGCGGCAAUGAUCACUGACGCUAAUUUUUAACAGAUUUACUAUCAACUGUUCAGUGUUCAGUUUUCUUUUUUUUUGGGGGGGGGGGUUAGUCUUUUGUUAUCAUUUGUUGUUACUGAUCUCUUCCCCUUUUACUUCUUUGUAAAUCUCUGUAACUUGAGAUGUACUCACUCGUAUUGCUGGUAAUUCACCCAAUGAUACUUAUUUUAAAAUCCGAUUAACUAUCUCUUCUUUUUAACGUAUACGUAAAUCUCUCUAAAUUUGAACAAGAGAAGUAAUGCACGAAAUUUAUCAUCAAUUGCAUGUAACAAUAUAUUUCCAU